AUUUCUAACCCAUUAGAAAAUUGCAAGUCAAGAAAAGAGAGAGAAAAUUAUACUUGGUUUACAAGAAGAGGCAAUGUCCAAUUUGAGAAUUUGGGCCGGCCCAUCAUAAGCCCCAUUUUAUAUAACUCUAAACCCUAAUUGAGACGAGUUCUGCUGCAAAUCGCAAUUUUACAGAGACCUUCCUAGCCGUAAGCCAUGGUGAACGUUCCAAAGACAAAAAAGACUUACUGCAAAUCAAAGGAGUGCAAAAAGCACACCUUGCAUAAGGUGACCCAGUACAAGAAGGGGAAGGAUAGUUUAGCUGCUCAAGGAAAGAGACGUUAUGAUCGCAAGCAGUCAGGUUAUGGUGGUCAGACCAAGCCUGUCUUCCACAAGAAGGCCAAAACAACCAAGAAGAUUGUGUUGAGGCUGCAAUGCCAGGGCUGCAAGCAUGUCUCCCAACACCCAAUCAAGAGAUGCAAGCAUUUUGAAAUCGGUGGCGACAAAAAGGGCAAAGGAACUUCCCUCUUCUAAUUUGCUUUGGUAUGUGGGAAUACUGCAGCGACAUUUUUGUGUGUUGGCUAUAUGUUUGGUGAAAUAUUAGACAUCUUGUAACUCAAUCUUGUGUUACUGACAUUGAACCAGUUUAUGAAAUUUAUUCCAUAAA
Molecule: messenger RNA, 646 nt
Organism: Salvia miltiorrhiza (redroot sage)
Lineage: Eukaryota; Viridiplantae; Streptophyta; Magnoliopsida; Lamiales; Lamiaceae
Product: 60S ribosomal protein L44
Exons: 4
Coding region: 196-513 (105 amino acids)
Biological process (GO): translation
Cellular component (GO): ribosome; cytosolic large ribosomal subunit
Molecular function (GO): structural constituent of ribosome
Source: RefSeq, a predicted model, not a curated record